AUGCCGAUACCAAGUUGGCUGAAGAAUGGAAGAGUCUUCGGGGAGAUAGGCUCAAGCUUAGUUCUUGAUCAGUGUUUAGUUGAAGUCGCCGAUUUGGGGUAUUGUGUGAGCCAUGCUUCUAUUGGUCUCGACGGUAUUUCUGCAAGAGGAAGUGGGCAGAUUACUACAAAGAUGCGCGGCUUAUUGGUACUAGCACAAGAGUUGGAAACGGAAUUGGUCAGAUGGGCCAAGGAAGUACCGAUGGUGGAUUAUUGGAGUACUUUUCGAGUGACGGUAGAUGAUGAUGGCGAGCCUGGCGCAAAUGAUGUCUUUGAUCAAAUGGUUCAUCUAUAUCCCUCGAUUAGCCAUGCCGCAAUGUGGGCUCAAUAUCGUGCUAUCCGUCUUCACGUGAAUGACAUCAUACUGAAAGUCUUUCACAGCGAAAUAGAGUCUUCAAAACCUGACACCAAGUUCCAAGAAGAUAUCGUUAUACUGAAUAUGGAGAAACUAGCUCUGGAUUUCUGCGCCAGUCUACCGUUUGUUCUGGGAUGGGUUGAACUUGGAGGGACAGGUAUGAAAAUGGUACGCAAGGGACGAAGAGAUGCAGUUAAGGCUAGCACGGCUAGUUUGUUUUGCUGCCCGUUGACUGUGUCAACAAUAGUCUCUGAGAUUCUAGAGCAACAUCGAUCAUAUCUGAAGAGCCGUUUACGAGAUGUCAGCGAACUUGUCGAUGAUGGGGUCUUGGAGACAAUUGCUCAUUUAUGA
Botrytis sinoallii is the source of this 744-nucleotide messenger RNA. RefSeq lists its product as uncharacterized. The coding region runs from base 1 to 744 and encodes 247 amino acids. The transcript has a single exon. The record is from RefSeq and is a predicted model, not a curated record. NCBI's taxonomy places the organism in Eukaryota, Fungi, Ascomycota, Leotiomycetes, Helotiales, Sclerotiniaceae.